Molecule: messenger RNA, 2253 nt
Organism: Closterium sp. Naga37s-1
Lineage: Eukaryota; Viridiplantae; Streptophyta; Zygnematophyceae; Desmidiales; Closteriaceae
Source: the annotation of a GenBank genome assembly
AUGGAGGAGAAUUGGGGGGGGGUCGGGGAAAAUGGGAGGGGAUGGGUGAGAAUGGGAGGGGAUGGGGGAGAUGAUGAAACGGAGAGGAGGGGCAGGGCGAAGGGCAAGGGAGAAGGGCACUGGGAGCAGAGGAGAGGCAUACUUCUCUCCCCCCACCACUCCGCAGCAUACUUCUCUCCGCUGCACGACGCUCCCCGCUGGACAUCCCCUCCCUCUCCCCUCCCUCCGCUGCACGUGUCUCCCCUGGACUUCACUCCAUUGCGCAUCAUAUAUCCUCUCGCACUUCCCUCCGCUGCAUUUCACUCCGCUGCACUUCCCUCCGCUGCACUUCCCUCCGCUGCACUUCCCUCCGCUGCACUUCGCUCCGCUGCACUUCGCUCCGCUGCACUUCGCUCCGCUGCACUUCGCUCCGCUGCACUUCGCUCCGCUGCACUCCGCUGGACAUCCCCUCCCUCUCCUCUCGUCUCUCCCGCCCCUUCCAUCCCCUCCGCGCGCGACGGGGAGGAAAGGGCCAGUGAGAACUUCGUUCCUCCCUUUGCGCCUUCAUCCUCGCCUUCUGCUCUUCAUCUAUCGCCCAUUCCGCUCCUUCCGCUCAUUCCGCCUUGCCCGCUCGUCCAGCGGGAAUCGGCGAAGCUGGUCAGAGAGUUCGCAUUUUCCGCCAGCAUCAAACGGCGGGACUGCAGCUUGAAAACCACAAUUAAUACAGGCAUUGGCAGGUUCGGAACCCCGCGAACCGUUUUCUCGCCUGUAAGAUACUCUCCUGCCAAGCCUGCUGCUUGCAACGGCGACGGUGAGACGUGCUGCAGCAGCGUGCUUCUGAAGAGCGUGAGGCCGCUGCUGGAGAAUCUGGCGAAGCACCUCCCUGACGGGCAGCACAAGCCCUCCAGGGUGCAUGUACCUGACGCACCUGAUGUGAAGCGGCCUGGAAUCGGCCGCUUCGGAGGCAAGCCUGCUGCCGCCGUGCUUGCACCUGUGGUCGUCACUGCUGCUGCUGCUGCAGUCACACCGUCUGCUGUGCUUGCGACUGUGGUGGUGCCUGAGGUAGCUCCUGUGGCUCCAGUGGCUUCAACCACACCACAGGUGCCUGAAGCGAGUGUGACCACAGCAGUGAUGCCCGAGGAGGCGAGUGCACGUGCUGCUGAUCCGAGUGAGAAAGCGAGGUGGGACAAGCUGCGUCAGGAGGUUCGAGCUAUGGAUUGUGAAUGGGCCAAAAAGUUGAGAGCACGUGCUGCUUACCUGAGAUGGGCCAAGCUGGACCAGGUGACGUGGGCCAGGGACAUUGAAGCCGCCAUUGAAGCUUCCCUUCCUGCCUGGAUCGUGACUGGCAAAACCGUCUCACCAUCUGCUGCUGCUACAGUCACACCCUCUGCUGUGGUUGCGCCUGUGGUGGUGCCUGAGGCAUCACCUGUGGCUCCUGUGGCUCAAGUGAGCGUGACCACAACAGCGAUGGCCAAGGAGGCGAGUGCCCGUGUUGCUUAUCUGAGUGAGAAAGCGAGGUGGGACAAGCUGCGUCAGGAGGUUCGAGCUAUGGAUUGUGAAUGGGCCAAAACGUUGAGAGCACAUGCUGCUUACCUGAGAUGGGCCAAGCUGGACCAGGCGACGUGGGCCAGGGACAUUGAAGCCGCCAUUGAAGCUUCCCUUCCUGCCUGGAUCGUGACUGGCAAAACCGUCUGCCCUGCAUCUGCAGCAGCAGCGACUGUAGCAGAGUCCGCAGCACCAGCUGCUCCAUCGCCCGCAGCUGCAACAACUGUGAAAUUACCUGCUGCGACAUCACCAGUGAGAGGAGCUUCACCAGCACCACAGGAGUCAAGACCUGCUGUUGCAGCAAGGUGCAAGGUGGGGGGUGAAACCGUGAAGGGAAAGAAUGGGUGCAGUGGCAAGGCGGUGAGCACUGGUGUGAAGGGUGGCAAGGGCAGCAGCAAUGCUGCAGUCUCUGGCCCAUGUGCAGCAGCAGCAGCAGUUGCGGGAUCACGUGGUGCUGCAUCAUCAGUGAGAACAGCUGGCAAGGCCAGCAGCAGCCACGCAAGUGGGGUGAAGAGGAGAGAGGAGGGUGGGUGUGGGGAGGGAGCAGCAGGGAGGGCAACAGGUGGAAGGCAGGGUGGUGUGAAGGCAGCAGGUGGCAGAGCAGUGGCAAGUGGCGUGUGUGGCAGGGAGGGGGUGAAGCAGCAGGCGGGGAGGAGAGAGGGUUUGGUGCAUGAGAGGCAGGCGAAGCCAGGCUGCAGCAGCAGCAGGGAGCACAGAAGGAGCUCCUGA